Anguilla rostrata (American eel) is the source of this 2917-nucleotide messenger RNA. It is a transcript of the gene trim25l, whose product is annotated as tripartite motif containing 25, like. The transcript has 16 exons. Lineage: Eukaryota; Metazoa; Chordata; Actinopteri; Anguilliformes; Anguillidae. The record is from RefSeq and is a predicted model, not a curated record. Gene Ontology annotation, molecular function: zinc ion binding; protein binding. Bases 148 to 2502 code for a protein of 784 amino acids.
CUCAGUUACACUCCGCCUCCCAGUGUAUCUGUAGAAUAAGGCUUCUCUUCCUGUCUGCUUCGACACGUCUCUGUGAUUCUCAGCGUCUCCCGGUGCCUCAGCUUGCCUCUCUCCAUCUCUGAUCUGUGUAUCUUCACCUCUCCUGUCAUGAGUGCCAAGCUAUGGACGGAGGAGCAGUUUAACUGCCCCGUGUGUUUGGACCUGCCCCACGACCCGGUCACCAUCCCCUGCGGCCACAGCUACUGCAUGGACUGCAUCAAGGACUACUGGGGGAAGGACGACCAUGUGGGGAUAUACAGCUGCCCGCAGUGCCGGCAGACCUUCUGCCCCAAGCCCCCGCUCUCCAGGAACACCAUGCUGGCGGAGGCCGUGGAACAGCUGCGGCGUGCAGCCCUGACCCCCAGGGACUCCGUGUCCGGCAGCAUCCGCAGGCCCGGCGGCGCCCCGGCGGCUCCCACACCCUCCUCCUCCUCCUCCUCCUCUACCUCCUCAUCAGCGGUAGUCCCCUGCGACGUGUGCCAGGGGGAGCCCCUGCCGGCGGUGAAGACCUGCCUGGUGUGCCUGGCGUCGUACUGCGAGCCGCACCUGAAGCCCCACCGGCAGGCGGCGGCGCUGAAGCGGCACGAGCUGAUCAGCCCCACGGGGCAGCUGACGCAGAAGAUCUGCCCCCAGCACAAGUACCUGCAGGAGUUCUACUGCCGCGGCUGCCAGGCCUUCGUCUGCUGGCUCUGCACCAGCAACGAGCACAAGGGCCACGAGACCACCUCCACGAAGGCCGAGAGGACCGAGCGGCAGAAGGAAAUGGGUGAGGUGCAGGCUGAGAAUCAGCUGAAGCUCCAGGAAAGAGAGAAGGAGCUGAAGGAAAUGAAGGUUGUUGUGGAGUCUCUCAAGCGCUCAGCAGACAGGGUGCACGGAGAAUCGGAGCAGAUCCUGACGGAGCUGCAGCGCUCGCUGGAGCGUCUGCAGGAGCUGGUGGAGGAGGUGAUGGACUCCAGAGGCCAGGACAAACUAAGGGAGGCCCAGGAGGUGGUGGAGAAGCUGGAGGCCGAGAUCAGCGAGCUGAAAAGGAGGGACUCCGAGAUGAGGCAGCUAGUCUCUUGCGAGGACAACAUCCAUUUCCUGCAGAACUUCAAGUCUCUCUGCAGCCCCUUUGAGGGGGGUGAGCUGCCCAGCGUCACCGCCAGUCCCGACGCGUCCUUUGAGCCCGUGUGCACAGUCCUGCUGGAACUGCGCAAUAAAAUAGAGGACCUUUGCAACCAAGAUCUAAGCCGCAUCACCAAGACAGUGGAAAACAUGCAGAAUUUCACCCUUGGGGAUAAAGGCAAGACAGUUGGCUCAAAGUUUUCAUUUUUAAAAAUGUUUUCAGGACGGGGCUCCAAGAACGCAGAUAAACGUGACCAAGCACCUGUAAGCGCUUCUGUGGGGAUUCGAAGUGCCGACAGACUAGGACCCGCGUCCAGUCUGCGAGCUCCGAACGUCAGGAGCAGGGAUACACCACGAGAAAGAGCGUCGCCACGCCCACAUCGAGCUCGAGAAGUGGAAAGGAGAGAGAGAGAACAAGUGAGAGAUGUGACACCCACUCCACAGAGAAGGAUGGAGUCUCAGAGGAGAGCUGAGCCCUCAGCUGGCCACCCUGUGGUUGACCCAGGGGCAGGAAGUGUUGCUGGGCAACAUGGAGGGAAUCUUUAUCUCCAGACUCCUCAGCCCACAGAGGUCGCCAGCGGAGCAGGACACAACGCAUGGGGUGCAAAUGGAGUUAGUGCUGCAGCAACGGCUGCAAUGCUACAACAAGGCAUACCUAAUCCCAGUCUAUUCCUGGACUCGCCGUCGGAUUCCAUGCCGACCCCAGCCUUCCCCGGGUUGACGGAAAUCCCCAUCCAAAGCCUGCAGGCUCCAGCACCCAGGACCAGAGCAGAGUUUUUACAAUAUGCCUGCAGGCUGACCCUUGACCCCGCCACCGCCCACCGCCGCCUCUGCCUAACAGAAGGCAACACCAAGGCCACGCUGCAGGCGGCGAGCCAACCGUACCCGGACCUGCCCACGCGCUUCGACAGCUGGACGCAGGUGAUGUGCCGGGACGCCCUGUCGGCCGACCGCUGCUACUGGGAGGUGGAGUGGCGGGGGCGGGGCUCCGCCGUGGGCGUGGCCUACGCCGCCAUGGUGAGGAAGGGGGCGGACGGCCGCGCGGGCCUGGGCUACAACGCGCUGUCCUGGAGCCUGGAGCUGUCGGACACCUGCUGCGCCGCCAUGCACCACAACGAGAAGCACGACAUCGCCGUGGGAUACUCGCCCCGCGUGGGCGUGUUCGUGGACCGCCGGGCCGGGACGCUGGCCUUCUACAGCGUGUCGGACAACAUGGCGCCCCUGUACACCUUCGAGACCGCCUUCGUGGAGCCCCUCUUCCCCGCGUUCGGGGUGGGCAGCGGAGUGGGCGUCGGCCUGGACUUCGCCCUGGGGCACUUCAGCUCGCUGUCCGACAGCAUCAAGAUCUGUGCCCUCUGAGACACCUGACUGCGUGAGCGCUGUCAGACGAGGGCAGUCAGCAGACACUGCUCACUGAGUCAGGAUGGACGCUCGGGCCUUAUGGUCACCCUUUAAUCAGGUGAACAGUCAUGCUGAAUAUCACAUUUCCCAUUCAGUUUUGAAUAUGUACUACCAUUAGUAUCAAAAACAAAGUGUAAUAAAUUCCAUUUGUCUUCAUUCCCUUUAUUAUUAUUACUAUUUUAAUUAUUAUUAUUAUUAUUAUUACUGUUAUUGUAGUUGUUAUCAUCAUCAUUCUUUUAGUCUCGCUGGCUGUGUAAAAUAUUGCUGUGUGAAUAAUGCAUCAGUGCAAAAAUAGAUGAACGAGCGCUCUGUACAUAAACCUGCAAUGUAAGCGUUAAAAAACGAAGGCUGAAAUAAAAACAUUUUGGCUUUG